AUGUACAGUGAGCUGUGUGCGCGCUGCCUGAAGCACAACAAGUCGUGCGCGCGCGCGUGGGAGCUCAAUGGGUCCAUUGCAGAGCGGGAGCAGGCGUACGCGGACGCCGCCACAAACUACGAGGCGGCGUGGCGGCUCACGGGGCGCUCCGACCCCGCUGUGGGCUACAAGCUGGCCUUCAACUACCUCAAGGCCGGCCGCCUGGUGGACGCCAUCGUCGCGGCCCAGGGCGUGCUCAAGGCUGACCCCUCAUACCCCAAGAUCAGGAAGGACGUCCUGGAGAAGGCGCGGGCGGGCCUGAGGCCGUGA
This is a messenger RNA of Monoraphidium neglectum, 309 nucleotides long. Its product is annotated as Tetratricopeptide repeat protein 21B. The coding region runs from base 1 to 309 and encodes 102 amino acids. Gene Ontology annotation, biological process: intraciliary retrograde transport; protein localization to cilium. Gene Ontology annotation, molecular function: protein binding. The record is from RefSeq and is a predicted model, not a curated record. Gene Ontology annotation, cellular component: intraciliary transport particle A. The transcript is spliced from 3 exons. Lineage: Eukaryota; Viridiplantae; Chlorophyta; Chlorophyceae; Sphaeropleales; Selenastraceae.